This is a messenger RNA of Monascus purpureus, 2499 nucleotides long. The record is from the annotation of a GenBank genome assembly. Lineage: Eukaryota; Fungi; Ascomycota; Eurotiomycetes; Eurotiales; Aspergillaceae.
AUGGGCGGCUCCAUCCAAACACUGCGACACGAUAUCCAUUAUGGCACGUUUCGAACUUACAUGAGAUCACCAUUGCCGUGGACGGGAGGGAGCGCCUUGACGAUGGAAUUAUACUUCAAUGAGACAGAAACAUUCAGCCUGAACCUGCUCAGUACGGGGAAUGCCACCGACUCACGUAUUACGAUGCUCAUGAAUCGCGAAUUUCCCGAUUACAUCUACGGGGUCAACUAUACCACCUUGAACCAAAGUUCCUUCGAUCCGUGGAACUUUGUCGAGUAUCGAGUCGAUUGGACCGACAAAUACAUCCAUUAUUAUCUCGGCAAUAAGACAUGGCGGAGCGUGUCGAAGAAGGAAUAUGAAGGGUUACCCAGUGUUCCCGGUCCCAUUCACAUCAAACACUGGUCUACGGGGAAUUACUUCUCUAUGCAAGGUCCGCCAUGGAACGAAACGACCGCCAAUGUCGGCUGGAUACGCUUUUUUUUCAAUACAACAUCCAUGGAUCCUCAUGCUCGGAAGCGUUUCGACUCGACUUGCCACAUUUCACAGGCAUGCUCGGUUGAUAACAUGAGUCUCCGUGGAUUCACGUCGUAUUCAGCUAACGCUACUGCCAAGUGGAAGCAAGCAAGUGAAUCCACUGGUGGAAGCAUUCCAGCAGUUGUAGUUUUGUCUAUAUGCAGCGGUAUCAGCGCUUUCUUGGUCUCCAAUUCCAUUCUGCGCAGAAAACCCUGGAGUAAGCCCAUACACAAGAGGCCAACUUCGAGCACAUCCAUGUCACAUAUUGCAGAAGAAUAUAACUUCUCGUCGACCGAGCAUCUCGCUUUCCCGCCUGUGCUGAUGGGAAGCUCUCUGCGAUCAACAGGGGGAUCUGGCACUGUCACACCCUUGGAACUCACCAGACCACCUGUCACUCCAUCGGAUUUUCUAAACGAUAGGCUGUCAAGCCUAGCUCCAAGACAAUUCACUUCGCGAUCUAACCUGGCGGAAAUUGAGCCGGCUGACAAUACUACCGAAACGGAUGUCCGUAAGGAUGCUCGACCUACUACGGAGAAAAUCGAAACUACUACCACUACACGACCGGUGAUUCCAGGUCCAUCGGCGCUGCCUGCUCCUAAAAAGCGAGUAGACUAUCUUGCAGGCCUUGUAGCAGUCAGUUCGCUGCUUGUUACGGGAAUUCAUUUCUGCUUGACAUUUGCCAAUGCCGCCAUCAACCCUGGAGUGUAUGAGCACUACAAGAGCGAGGAAUGGGCGCGGAAGACGGUAACCCCGUAUUUGUUGAAUCUGAUUUGGAUUGGCCCAUUUCUGAUGACCUCGAGUCGUUUUCUGGUAGCCAGCUUCCUUCGAAGCGGCGAGAUGAAGGGGCUGGCGGAGAAGACAGUUGGGCGCACACCACGACUGAUAAUCCCCGUGUUCGCCAUCGCGUUGCUGGAAUACUUCUUCAUGGAUCUGGGAGCAACCAAAUGGCUCGAAUAUCUCCCUUCGAUCACUUGGUCGACCUGGCCAUUUGCCGUCGAAUAUGGAAACUUUGGCUAUUUCAUCAGCGAGAUCAUUGAACUCAUGUAUCUCAUCCCCAAUGCGGCCCCGCAGAUCACUUUCAACUACUGCACUGGUGUUCUCUGGACCGUCCCCGUGCAACUGCAGGGCUCAUGGGGUGUCAUCCUGGGCGUCAUAGUGGUUAGGGAGAUCAAAACUCCCUGGAAGCGGUUCGCGUACUAUAUCUUUUGCAUCUUGAACACUUGGUACGCACUGUCCUGGGGCAGCUAUUUCUGGCUGGGUCUGAUGCUAGCAGACCUGGACCUGACAUACAAGUAUCGAAAAUGGCUGAACUCCCACCUCUAUGUCCACUAUCCGUUGGUAUGUCUCGGGUUUGCCCUUGGAGUGGGAGGACUCAGCAUCGACCUGGCCACUCAAUGGACAAACGUCAACUACGCAACAUAUGAAUACGGCAUCCAUCCAGACCCAGCAACAGGCCUCCCUAUUGCCCAAACACCCCUAAACUCCUACCCUCAGUACUUCGUCCCGAAGCUCCACGGGUUGGUCUUCUCCUUCGGCUUUCAGCUCCUCGUCGAACUCAGCACGGUCAUGCAGAAGAUCCUCUCCUUCAGACUCUUCGUCAUGAUCUUCCCGCAUAUCUUUACAAUCUACCUCAUCCACGGCUUCGUCUUCUGGAGUCUCGGCGCCACUAUUUGCGUCCGACUGUCAGCCCUCGGCCUCCCUUACUGGGCUAACAUCCUCAUCGUCGCCGUCUGCUGCUACUCCACCAUCUUUGCUUCCUUACCAUUAUUGACGCCCCUUGUCGAAACGCUAGGCAGGAGCGUCACGGCGGAUAUCUGGCGUAUGGCUCAUCAGAAACCUCCACAGCGGAAACCGACGUUGCACCCGUGGAACCAGGAAUUCCUCAUCCAGCGCGCUGAGGGGACGGCCGGUACGAAAAGCAAGAGGAGGAUUAAUGUCAGUGCUGUUCUUGAGAAGAUCCCGUCUGCUUUCCGUCAUCAUGUUUAA